Molecule: messenger RNA, 343 nt
Organism: Eucalyptus grandis
Lineage: Eukaryota; Viridiplantae; Streptophyta; Magnoliopsida; Myrtales; Myrtaceae
Product: protein TIC 62, chloroplastic-like
Exons: 4
Coding region: 41-343 (100 amino acids)
Source: RefSeq, a predicted model, not a curated record
UGCUAAAAGAGCAGUAACUCUUGUGCAGAGUGUCAAACAGAUGAAGUUUGAGGGGGAUGACACGAAGGAGGGGUUUAAACCUGUAGAGAAGCUUGAAGUUGUGGAAUGUGACUUGGAGAAGCCAGAUCAGAUAAGGCCAGCCUUAGCCAAUGCUUCUGUGGUUAUAUGCUGCAUUGGGGCAAGCGAAAAGGAAGUUUUUGAUGUGACGGACCCAUACAGAAUUGACUAUAUGGCUACGAAGAACCUCAUUGAUGCAGCAACUUCGGCCAAAGUUAACCACUUCAUCACGGUUUCAUCUUUGGGAACAAACAAGGUCGGAUUUCCUGCAGCUAUACUGAAGUAA